Thelazia callipaeda (thelaziosis nematode) is the source of this 1713-nucleotide messenger RNA. The record is from the annotation of a GenBank genome assembly. NCBI's taxonomy places the organism in Eukaryota, Metazoa, Nematoda, Chromadorea, Rhabditida, Thelaziidae.
AUGAGUGAAAGAAGCCCUUUGAUAAUACGCUUGGAAAUCCAAAGUGGUGCACCGGAUAUAAAAUUCCAAUUUACAGCAUCUCAUAAGGAAAAGUCUGUAAUAGUACCAGCAAAGAAGUUCAUACAGGAGAAAAACAAACAAGAGAAAGCCAUUGUGCGUGUAAAAAUGGAUGGUGACUUUCUCCCACCAGUUGCAGUGCACAAAGGAACGAAUCAGGUUGAAGCAAAGCCGACUCAAGCGCAAUGCCUGGGUAAUCGAGAGUAUUCCGAAGUUGUUGUUCAAACUUUUGUUGAAAAUAAGACAUUACUAGAUGGACAAGGAUCUGUUAUGAAAGAUGGAGCUUCAUCAGUGGUAUCUAGUGUAGCUGCUUCUUAUUCAAAAGCAAUUGUUGAGAAAUCCGCGACUGCGAUGAGUGAUUGCUCUAUACUUUGCAUGCUAGCUGUUCCGUCACUAAUUUCAUGUCGCGAAUUGUUAAAAUUUAUCGCUCCUAGCUCGCAGUAUAUUAAUGCGAUGAAAGUUAUUCGUGACUCAACACCUAAUCAAUAUAUGGUCAUCAUUAACUUCCGCUCGCAUGAUGCUGCUGUUCGGUUUUAUGACGAAUACAAUGGCAUUACAUACAAUGAAAUUGAACCAGAAGAAUGCUCUUUAAUUUUCGUUGAAAGAAUUGAAAUGGUUCGGGAAGAAGCAGGUGGAAGUUUACCUUCUGAAAACAUGAUAGAAUUACCAACUUGUGCAGUUUGUUUGGAACGUAUGGAUGAUAGUGUGUUGACUAUUCUGUGCAACCAUACUUUUCAUGCUGGAUGCUUAGAGCAGUGGGCAGAUACAACAUGCCCUGUAUGUCGGCAAAGUCAAACACCAGAAUUAGUGGCAGAUCAAAAAUGCUCUGACUGUGGAAAAACUACAGAUCUUUGGAUCUGUUUAAUAUGUGGCAAUAUUGGUUGCGGUCGGUAUGUGGAAGCUCAUGCUUACAGACAUUUUGAAGCAACUUCACAUACAUUCACUUUGGAAGUAGGUGGUGAACGUGUAUGGGAUUAUGCAGGCGAUAAUUAUGUACAUAGGCUGAUCCAGAGUUCUCCGGAUGGAAAAGUGGUUGAAUAUAAAAGAAGUGCAGCUUGUGAUAGUGGAGUAUGUGAUAGCGGGGAAAGUGCUGGAGAAAAAUUGGAGUCAAUCCAGCUUGAGUAUACGUGUUUGCUUGCGAGUCAGUUGGAAUAUCAAAGAGUAUUUUACGAAAACAAAAUGAAUGAACAAGAACGAUUAUUCAGUACUCUGGAGAAAGUCAAUAAUGCUCAGGUUGAAACUCUUGAAAAAGAACUUCUGAAAAUGCAAGAAGAAUGCGAAGAAUUGAAAAAGACUCUGACAUCCUGUUCACAGCAACGGCGUAUGCUUGAAAAAAAACACCGGGCAACACUGACGGAAUUGGAAGAAGAACGUGCUUUAAAUGUGGUGCUGCGAUCUGAUCAAGAAAAGUGGUUGUCAAAGUUUAAGCAAAUAGAAGCGAGAAACGAAAGUUUAGAACAGAAAUAUUCUGAUACAGUAAAAGAUCUUAAUGAGCAAAUUCGUGAUUUGAUGAUGCAUUUUGAGACUGGAGCUCAAAUUCAAAGUGCGGUUCAAAGAAAUGAAAUAACUGAAAAGGAAAUCACCGAAAGUAGCGUUGUUGUGGGAGAUGCACCACAGCAAUCCCAGUCCAAAAAGCGCAGACAUAAGAAGAAGUAA